Molecule: messenger RNA, 621 nt
Organism: Penicillium subrubescens
Lineage: Eukaryota; Fungi; Ascomycota; Eurotiomycetes; Eurotiales; Aspergillaceae
Product: DsbA family protein
Exons: 5
Coding region: 1-621 (206 amino acids)
Source: RefSeq, a predicted model, not a curated record
AUGUCGGUCCCUCCUAAAUACGCAGGCCUGAAGCUCCUCCGGGCAACCCCACAGGAGACACAGCAUACUCUCGAACUAUUUCUAGAUUAUGUGUGCCCGUUCUCUGCUAAGAUGUUCAAGACAUUCUAUGCUGAAGGUCCCACAGUUGCCCAGCAGUAUGGCUCCCGGCUUCAGGUAAUCUUCCGGCAGCAAAUCCAGCCAUGGCACCCAUCAUCUACCCUCGCCCACGAGGCAGGUGCAGCAGUUCUUCGACUGGCUCCAGAGAAAUUCUGGGAGUUCAGUGCGACCCUGUUCCAGCGCCAGACGGAAUUUUUCGACGUGAACGUGGUGAAUGAGACACGUAACAAGACCUAUGAGCGCCUGGCCAAGAUUGCAGGAUCUGUCGGAGUAGACGAGCAAAGGGUUCUCGCUCUGCUGUUGAUCCCCGAAACCUCGAACCCCAAUGAAUUGAACGUGGGCAACCAGGUGACCAAUGACAUCAAGUGGAUGACCAAGGCGAACCGAGUGGUCGGAGUUCAUGUCACACCAACGGUUUUCUUCAAUGGAGUGGAAGAGCGUGGCAUCAGCAGUAGCUUCACUGCGGCUCAGUGGGGAGAAUGGCUGGCAAAGAACGUGGUUUGA